Messenger RNA from Austrofundulus limnaeus, 2224 nucleotides. It is a transcript of the gene ints11, whose product is annotated as integrator complex subunit 11. The record is from RefSeq and is a predicted model, not a curated record. Gene Ontology annotation, cellular component: nucleus. Lineage: Eukaryota; Metazoa; Chordata; Actinopteri; Cyprinodontiformes; Rivulidae. Gene Ontology annotation, molecular function: RNA endonuclease activity. Gene Ontology annotation, biological process: snRNA processing.
AAGUGACAUCACAAGUAUAGCUUGUUGCUGAAAAAGUGGUGCAUGAAAUUAGCCAAUAUCUAAAUUACAGACAAUAAACCAUUUAUUUCUCUGUAGAUGUUUGUUUUUCCCAGGCGUGAAGCAGAUUAGGAGAAGUCAGUGUCUUUAAUCUGAGCGCAGACUCAGAAGGUUUAUGACUAAAACAUGCCGGAAAUAAAGGUUACACCGUUGGGUGCUGGACAGGAUGUGGGACGCAGCUGCAUUCUAGUGUCCAUCGGAGGUAAAAACAUUAUGCUGGACUGUGGGAUGCACAUGGGAUACAACGAUGAUAGACGUUUUCCAGACUUCUCUUAUAUCGUCCAGAACAGCCGUCUGACAGACUUUUUAGACUGCGUCAUCAUCAGUCAUUUUCAUCUGGACCACUGUGGCGCUCUGCCCUACAUGAGYGAGAUGGUGGGCUACGAUGGACCCAUCUACAUGACCCAUCCCACCAAGGCCAUCUGUCCCAUUUUGCUGGAAGAUUUCAGGAAGAUCACCGUUGACAAGAAGGGAGAAACCAACUUCUUCACUUCACAGAUGAUCAAGGACUGCAUGAAGAAAGUGAUUCCUCUGAAUCUCCACCAGACUGUCCAGGUGGAUGAUGAGCUGGAGAUCAAGGCGUAUUAUGCAGGCCACGUCCUGGGAGCUGCCAUGGUGCACAUCAAAGUGGGCUCAGAGUCUGUGGUCUACACUGGUGACUAUAAUAUGACUCCAGACAGACACUUAGGAGCAGCGUGGAUCGAUAAGUGUCGUCCAGACAUCCUGAUAUCAGAGUCAACCUACGCCACGACCAUCAGGGACUCCAAAAGGUGCAGAGAGAGGGACUUCCUGAAGAAGGUGCAUGAAUCUAUAGAGAGAGGAGGGAAGGUUCUUAUUCCGGUUUUUGCUCUGGGUCGAGCACAAGAACUCUGCAUCCUGCUGGAAACAUUUUGGGAGAGAAUGAACCUAAAGGCUCCCAUCUACUUUUCCACUGGGCUGACAGAGAAAGCCAAUCAUUACUACAAGCUGUUCAUAACAUGGACAAACCAGAAGAUUAGAAAAACCUUCGUUCAGAGAAACAUGUUUGAGUUUAAACACAUCAAAGCCUUCGAUCGCUCCUACGCUGACAAUCCUGGACCAAUGGUGGUGUUUGCCACGCCGGGUAUGUUGCACGCUGGUCAGUCCCUACAGAUAUUCAAGAAAUGGGCAGGGAAUGAGAAGAAUAUGGUGAUCAUGCCUGGGUACUGUGUUCAAGGAACUAUUGGUCAUAAGAUCCUAAACGGACAGAGGAAACUGGAAAUGGAAGGAAGAACAACCCUGGACGUGAAGCUGCAGGUGGAGUACAUGUCCUUCAGUGCUCAUGCAGAUGCAAAGGGCAUCAUGCAGCUGAUCCGCAUGGCGGAGCCUCGGAACAUGCUGCUGGUGCACGGAGAGGCCGUCAAGAUGGAGUUCCUCAAGGGCAAAAUCGAGCAGGAGUUCAGUAUAGACUGUUACAUGCCAGCCAACGGGGAGACGACGACUAUCACGACAAACCCCAGUGUUCCUGUGGACAUGUCGCUCAGCCUGCUGAAGAGGGAAAUGGCUCUUGGAGAGUCUGAAACUGGUGUCAUCGGAGCAGGCACUGAAGGAGCUGGGCCUCAAUGAGUAUCAGUUACGCUUCACCUGUCGCGUGCAGCUCCAGGAUCCUCACAGUGACGUCGACACACUCCAUCGAAUCUACACACACCUGAAAAACGUGUUAAAAGGCUACACCAUUCAGCAUCUCCCUGACAGCACGGUCAUGGUGGAGUCCAUCGUCAUCAAAGUGACCUCCUCAGCUGAAGACAGCAGCACUAAAGUCCUGCUGCUUUCCUGGAGUUACCAGGAUGAAGACUUGGGCAGCUACCUGUCGUCGCUGCUGAAGAAGGGCCUCCCCUCUGGGUUGUGCUGAAGGAAUGUGUCUCCUCUAAACAGAUUGAUUUAAACGACAGUUCUCUGCAGGAAAGCUGUCUUUGAUGCUKUUUAUAGAGUCCUGUUCCAGAGGUUGUCUGUUGUUUACUUGUAAACAUAAACAGUUUCUUAGUGGCAAGCAUCUUGUUCUCCUCAAAAGCACACAAGUUCCUGUCUUGAUGGUAAAAUCCUUCUGAUUAAAACUCUCAGAGACUCGUUUAUGAACAUAGGAUCCUAAUUCUGACUUUUAUUUUUAUUUACAAAAAGCCUCCAUUAAUAAACAUUUUUACAAAGAAAA